Entrophospora candida is the source of this 954-nucleotide messenger RNA. The record is from the annotation of a GenBank genome assembly. NCBI's taxonomy places the organism in Eukaryota, Fungi, Glomeromycota, Glomeromycetes, Entrophosporales, Entrophosporaceae.
GAGUCAAAAGAUUUUUUUGUGAAAAAUAAUAUCAAACUAUCAUUUGAAGUAUUGGAUGAUGAUAAACUACUACUAUGCAACUAUUCAGAAUUUGCUAAUGAACUACGAAUGGAAGAUACAUUAUAUGACAAUAGUCUAGAUUUGAUUGAUGAAGAGAUUGAGGUGGUGAAGAAAGAAAAGUGGUAUUUGUUACUUAAAGAAUUAGUAAGAUUUAUCAUGACUAAUUCCAGAAUAGAAAGAAUUUUCUUGCAUUAUUUAGAGCAUUUUUUGUUGCUUGAACAACCCAAAUUUAAUCAAUGUUUCUCAAAUCUUAGAGAAUUGGCUUGUGAUGAUAAUGUUAGUCCAAGAUUGUUUCAUUUAUUGGCACAAACUACUGAUAAAAUAGAAAUACUUGGUUUGGAAUUUUACAAUUAUAAAUCAAAUAUGGGAUUGGUUGAAUUGAUUAGAGCACAGAAACACAUAAAGAAAUUAUUAUGUUUCACAUCCAAUGACUCCAUACCUAAAUUAGUCAAAGAGGCAUUGCUGCUUCACGCAAAUAAUUUAGUGGAAUAUACUAGUAUUGGGUGUUGUGAUCUGGAUUACGCAUUAUCAAACUUUGAGAGCCUUGAAUCUUUAAAUCUGCAUAGAUAUAAUCUUAUUGAUGAUAUUCUACCAACUUUUGAAGAUUUAUUUUAUGCUUUGAUGACUGCUUUACCACAACAAAUAAAAAUAUUAUCAUUUAGACAAAAAUGUUUACUUUUAGAUGAUGUUUUAGAAAUGUUUUUCAAAAAAUGGACUGGCUAUGCACCAAUUCGUAUUGAAAUUUUUAAUGGUGAUGAGGAGGUGAUUUAUGAUGAUAUUGGAGAUGAAGUUAAAAUGAUUGAAUUGUUGACUCAUUAUAAAGAAAAGGGAUUAUUAGAUUUUAGUGUCUUUGAUUCGAUUCCAAAAUUUGAUAUUUUCCUGGAAUCGUUAUAA